CUUGAAGCAUAGGAAAUCAUACUCACAUAAACACAAACGUUUUGCAACAAUGAGCCCCCGACAUGUCCUCCUAGUGACAUUUCCAGCACAAGGCCACAUCAAUCCAUCCCUUCAAUUUGCCAAAAGGCUCGUCAACAUGGGCAUUGAAGUCACCUUUGCCACCAGCGUAUACGCACAGCGCCGCAUGGAGGAAACUGCCGACGGGGACCUACCAAAGGGCCUAAAAUUUACCCCAUAUUCUGAUGGAUAUGAUGAUGGAUUCACUUUCAGCGAUGAUGGCAAGAAAUACAUGAUGGAGAUAAGAAGUCGAGCCUCCAAGACUCUAAAAGAUACUGUCAUGGCUGCGGCCAAGCGGGGUCGUCCGAUCUCGUGCUUCAUUCAUACUCUCUUGUUACCAUGGGUGUCAAAGGUGGCGCGUGAAGUCCACAUCCCGAGUGCUCUUCUCUGGAUCCAAUCAGCCACUGUCUUUAAUGCAUACUACUACUAUUUCAAUGGCUAUGGAGAUCAAAUUAAAGCCCAAUCCAAUGACCCUACGUGGAAAAUUCAGUUGCCUGGAAUUCCAAUAUUGCUCUCCAAACAUGACAUUCCAUCUUUCAUGCUUGCUACAAGCUCGGAGAGGUAUAGCUAUGCUCUUACGUCUUUUAACGAACAGCUGGAGGUGUUGGAUGUUGAAACAAAGCCGAAAGUGCUUGUCAACACAUUUGAUUCUUUGGAGCCUGAUGUGCUCAUGUCCAUAGACAAGUAUGAAUUAAUUGGAGUUGGACCCUUGAUUCCUUCUGCUUUCUUGGAUGGUAAAGAUCCUUUGGAUACGUCGUUUGGUGGAGAUCUUUUUCAAAAAUCUGAUGACUACAUAGAAUGGCUGGAAUCGAAGCCCAAAUCCUCAGUUGUUUAUGUGUCUUUUGGGAGUUUGCUUAGCCUCCCAAAGUCUCAGAUGGAGGAGAUUGCAAAAGGGUUACUAGACAGUGGUAGGCCGUUUCUGUGGGUUAGACGAGUUAAUGAAAAAGCCAAGGAGGAGAAGAAAGAAGAGAAUGAGAACUUAAGUUGCAUGGAGGAAUUGGAAAAAGUAGGGAGAAUUGUGUCAUGGUGCUCUCAACUUGAAGUUUUGACUCACCCAUCGUUGGGGUGUUUCAUGACACAUUGCGGGUGGAAUUCGACCCUUGAGAGCAUAUCUUGUGGUGUUCCAGUGGUUGCUUUUCCGCACUGGACGGAUCAAGGGACCAACGCCAAGUUGAUUGAAGAUGUAUGGAAGACGGGUGUUAGAGUGAGAGCCAACGAAGACGGGGUGGUCGAGUGCGCAGAGAUAAGGAGGUGUAUUGAGGAAGUGAUGGAUGGAGGGGAAAAGAGCAUAGAACUGAGACAUAAUGCUGAGAAAUGGAAGAGUUUGGCCGGAGAAGCAAUGGAGGAGAAUGGAUCUUCUAAUAUGAAUUUGAAGGCCUUUCUUGAAGAAGUUGGAGCUGGUUGUCACUCUUUCUUUUGAUAUUACAUUAAGAAAUUGGUUUAUAGACUGGUUUGUUAA
This is a messenger RNA of Sesamum indicum (sesame), 1516 nucleotides long. Its product is annotated as UDP-glycosyltransferase 75C1. The record is from RefSeq and is a predicted model, not a curated record. Gene Ontology annotation, molecular function: quercetin 3-O-glucosyltransferase activity; quercetin 7-O-glucosyltransferase activity. NCBI's taxonomy places the organism in Eukaryota, Viridiplantae, Streptophyta, Magnoliopsida, Lamiales, Pedaliaceae.